GGAGUAUUUAUACUGCGUCACUUCCUCCUAGCGCCCUCUUUUUCACCGUGUGGUCAGAUUUCCAUACGGCGUUGUUUCGUGGUGAGUUAAAAUGUUAAAUUCUUCUAGUAAUACAUCCUCUUAAUGAGACCAAAAAUACCAAUUUACCAUGAAAGAAACAUAAAUUACACUACAGGACUGUAAAAACGCGAGAUCCUCUCUCAGUAUCGACUUAUUUUCCACAAGAUAGGUAAUGCUAAUGGCUAAAGCUAUCGUGCUAGCGUUGUACACGCGCUCUCACAGUGUGGUCCUCAAAGCGCCUGACUGAAAAUACGAAGACGAGUUGAAUUUAGUGUCUUACAGGGAUGUUUGAAUUACCAAACCGCACUACCAACAUGCGUGUCAGGAUUAUAUUGUACCGAAUCAGUUGGAGCUCUCUGGAAAGUUUGGACAUGACAGGGACGCGUGUAGUCCAGCUCAUGUCGCUCAUGCCUCGGACUCAUUCAGAGUGUGAAUCAGGACACUCCAGCCCCGAUGAGAUGUCAAUCUAAAUAUGAAAAUGUAAUAAUAAUGUUCAGUUACACCGAAAACCAAACACUUUAUGCAUUAUCUCAGCACUAGUCUGAUAAAUAAACUAUGUUCUGUAAAUUCUGUACAGAUGCUAAUGUGACACAUGCACACAUCUUGUUUCAACCAAAAGUUCUGUUUUUUCUUUUUCUUUUUUUUUAUCUAAUUCUGCUGCUGUCUUAUCUUACCUUUUUGUCUCGCCUUCAAUUCCCCAGCUCUCCCACUAACUCGUAACGCAGGGAAAGCGGUCACGAUGUCCGGAGGUCUAGAUGUCCUUCAAAUGAAGGAGGAGGAUGUGCUGAAGUUCCUCGCCGCAGGAACCCACCUGGGAGGUACCAACUUGGACUUCCAGAUGGAGCAGUACAUCUACAAGAGAAAAAGCGACGGUGAGCAAAGGGAGAUUUUCUGAUCAGGUUAACAUGUUAUUCUAAAAGUUGUGUAGUUUGAACUCUGUUGUAUAGUUGCAGCUUUUUCCUGACUCUCAGUUUGCAGGCUUGAGAUGGUUAUAUAGGAAUACUAUAUGCACAUACAGGAACUCUGUUAACAAGGCUCCUAACUGAAGGCCUAAUUAAUGUAUCAUCUUAAAGCUGUAAGAGGAUGUAUGUAUCGCAUUUCCCUUCAGGGAUGAAUACAGUUAUUCUUAUGGAUUGUUAUCUGUUGUGAAAAAAGUCAAUACUAAAUUGCACCAACCAGUAGUUUGGACACACUUAUGACCACAGCUAUCUCGUUUUGGGUUCACAGCACAAAGCCAAUCACAGAAGUCAAACUCGGGGUGUUUUGAGGGAAGUUUGAGAGAGUCAUUAUGUUAAAGCCAACAUUUCAUCCAUGUAGUCCUUAGAAAUGGUCUUAACCAGAACAUAAGUUGUUUUUACUAUUUUUUUCCAGUUUGGCUCUAGCUCAUGUUUAAUCAUGUAUGAAAUUUUCAUUGUUUAAAUUUCAAGGGAGAUUUCCUGUAGACUUGGAGCUAAGUCAUUCUGGUACCGCUACAUAUGUAAAAUUCAUAAAAUAGUUUUCCUAACAGAAUAUUGAAGUGCCCCUUCCAUCCUUGAAGGAAAGGUUUUACAUAUGACGAAUUGAUGUGAAACAAGACUGUUAGUGCUCAUGCUGUUUAUGUCUUGUCUCAAUGUUCAGGUGUGUACAUCAUCAACCUGAAGAAGACCUGGGAGAAGCUGCUGCUGGCUGCCAGGGCCAUUGUUGCCAUUGAAAAUCCAGCUGAUGUGUGCGUCAUCUCCUCCAGGAACACUGGACAGGUAAAGUCACUGAUAUUCUGGGACUGUCAUACUGUAGAUUGUUGUUAUAGAGGGUGUAUAUAUAUAUAUACUAUAAUGUGGUAAGCACACUGUUAAAGCCGAGCACUGAUGUCGGUGUAUCGGUGUCGGAAGUGUGCAAGAGUGAGUGUGCCGGGUUUUCGCUAACACCAUGAGGACGGCUGUCCCAUGACUGGGGUUUGAUAGUGACCUGAGCCACAGAUCAACUUAGUAACAGAAAAUCAACAGACUUCGAGUUUCCCUCAGUGUAACAUGUUUCUCCUCCUAACUCUAGAGAGCUGUGCUGAAGUUCGCCUCUGCCACCGGUGCCACAACCUUCCAUGGUCGCUUCACCCCUGGUACAUUCACCAAUCAGAUCCAGGCAGCUUUCAGGGAGCCCCGCCUCCUGAUUGUGACAGAUCCUCGUGCUGACCAUCAGCCACUGACUGAGGCUUCCUACGUCAACAUCCCCACCAUUGCCCUGUGCAACACCGACUCCCCACUGAGAUACGUGGACAUUUCCAUCCCCUGUAACAACAAGGUGAGACUAACUGAAGAAGUAACAUGUUGAGCUGAUGUAGAACACUGAGUGUUCGGAUCAGAUGGCACACUGUUAGAGCCCGGCACUAUCCUGUCUGUGCAGUGUUGGGUGUAGGAUGUGUGCUAGAUAAACACGCUGGCCUCUCGCUUCCACUCUCUGAUCUCAGGUUGAGGUUGAAGAGGUCCUGCCACAUAAAGCUGAACUGUUUCAUUGAUCUUGAUUCUUCUCGAUGUGAUCAUUAUUAAAUCUAAAUGCUUCAUUUGUAUUAUCUUACAGGGUCACCACUCUGUUGGUCUGAUGUGGUGGAUGUUGGCUAGAGAGGUUCUCAGGAUGAGAGGAACCAUCUCAAGGGAGCACCCAUGGGAGGUCAUGCCUGAUCUGUACUUCUACAGGGACCCUGAGGAGGUAAAACUAACGGAGUCCAUCUUUUGGGGAGGUUGUGUGCAUUGUUACGAGUCAUCGUGCACAUUCUGACAUUUUCUUUUUCUGCAGAUUGAGAAGGAGGAGCAGGCUGCAGCUGAGAAGGCUGUUGGAAAGGAGGAGUUCCAGGGUGAAUGGAGCGCUCCUGCUGCUGAGUUUGCUCAGCCUGAAGUGGCCGACUGGUCUGAGGGUGUGGCUGUUCCAUCCGUGCCCAUCCAGCAGUUCCCUGCAGGUAAGCUCACUUGUUUUUCUUUGCCUGUACAGAACUAUAUUGCAUUCAUUCUGCAUUCCAGUUUUGAACAAAAUUAAUGUCUUCUCUUUUUUUCCCUUUCUAGCUCCAGCUGUCAAGACAGGUGAGUUAUUUUCCGUUUAGUUUAUAAAAAGCUUCAGUAUUACACAACUUCCCCUGUGUUCUUAACACCAAGUGUGCUUUUUUUUUCUUGCAGAGGACUGGAGCACUCAGCCUGCCACAGAGGACUGGUCCACUGCCCCCACUGCCCAGGCUUCCGACUGGGGUGGCGCCACCGCUGAUUGGUCUUAAAUUGCUGACUUUGGCAACAAUAAAAGUGUUUUUCUACACUUGGAAUUUGA
Messenger RNA from Xyrichtys novacula (pearly razorfish), 3345 nucleotides. NCBI's taxonomy places the organism in Eukaryota, Metazoa, Chordata, Actinopteri, Labriformes, Labridae. The record is from the annotation of a GenBank genome assembly.